UAAAAUUUAAAACAAUAAAUAUAAAUAAUAAAUAAUAUGAUAUGAUGAAUGUUCAACAAAAACGAAAAAUUCUUCUUUACAAAGAUAGUAUCGAUAAAAUUAUAACGAAUGGAAUUCAACCAAAUCUAGUGAAAUUGGAAAAAUCUGCCAAAAUCAUUCGAUCGAAUCCUGCCAAAAAACUUUUGACUAAAGAAUGUAUGUCUUCUCAUCUUAUUACACAACAAUUACGUAAUAAUCUAAAUGAAUUGGAAAAAUGUUAUAAAUUAUUGAAUGAAUUAACAACCGACAAUGAAUAUGAUCAUAAAGUUCAAUCGAUUCGAAAAGAAGUUUUUCAAUCGAUUACUUCUUUCUCAAAAAUCAGUGAUCACAUAAUACAGGAUAAUCGUUGCUCAAUUGUUAAUGAUGAUGAUGAUGAAUCAAUAAACACACAACACAGCCAGCAGCAACAACAGAUACAGCAAACCAAUCUAGUUGAAGAAAAUAUUCGAAAAGCUAGUCGAACACUUCGUGAUGUACAAGCGCUUAAUCAAGAUCUAGAAGAUUUACAUGACAUGAUGAGUAAAUUUGGUACAAUAGUUCAUGAACAACAAACACCAGUUGAUCACAUUGAACAGAAUAUUGAAAAUACUACUGAAAAUGUUCGUGAAGGAACCAAAUCAUUGGCCAUUGCAGCAUCAUCAAGUGUCGUACCUAUAGCUUGUGCAGCAGUUGGUGCCACAAUUUUCGGCCCUAUUGGUGCUUUGAUUAGUUUUAAAUUAUCCACAGGUAUUGCAUCGGCCAUUGGUGGAUCAGUUGCAUCCUAUUCACUUGCAUCGUAUGUAAAAAAACGAAAUCGACGACAUGCUGAACUUGAAUUACUUAGCAUAACCGAUGGGACAACAAAUCGAACCAUUGAUGAUGAUGAUGAUGACGAACAACAAUAAUGAUAAUUGUGCCAAUCUAUUUAGCUGUGAUUUUAGCUUUUUAUUUUGUAAAUCUUGUACAGAAGUGAUUAAUUAAUUAAUUUUAAAUUA
This is a messenger RNA of Dermatophagoides farinae (American house dust mite), 1013 nucleotides long. RefSeq lists its product as uncharacterized. Gene Ontology annotation, biological process: vesicle fusion; exocytosis; intracellular protein transport. The record is from RefSeq and is a predicted model, not a curated record. Gene Ontology annotation, molecular function: SNARE binding; SNAP receptor activity. Gene Ontology annotation, cellular component: plasma membrane; endomembrane system; SNARE complex. NCBI's taxonomy places the organism in Eukaryota, Metazoa, Arthropoda, Arachnida, Sarcoptiformes, Pyroglyphidae.